Molecule: messenger RNA, 910 nt
Organism: Schistocerca gregaria
Lineage: Eukaryota; Metazoa; Arthropoda; Insecta; Orthoptera; Acrididae
Gene: ND-ACP
Product: acyl carrier protein, mitochondrial
Exons: 5
Coding region: 62-625 (187 amino acids)
Biological process (GO): fatty acid biosynthetic process
Cellular component (GO): mitochondrion
Molecular function (GO): acyl carrier activity; acyl binding
Source: RefSeq, a predicted model, not a curated record
ACAAAAUAGAGCAUUCAAGGAGCAGGGGGUCGAAGUGUGGCAAAGGUUCUAUUGCGCGAAAAUGGCUGCUAUAGCACAAGGUUUGCGGUGUGUCUUGGCAAGAAAUGUGUGUGCAUUUAGGACUUUGCCUAGAAUGACAGCAGUUUAUGUGCAGCAAAAGUAUUUACACCAAAACAACCUGUUAGACACAGUUCAAAGGCCAAAACUACUUUCCGGCCAGGGUUUCUGGCAGAAGGGACAUGUCCGACACUUUGCUGAGGCUAAGCCAACAAUGGACAAGAUUCGUGAAAGAGUGCUUAAAGUUUGUGCAGCUUAUGACAAGGUCACUGCAGAUAAGAUAACGCCAAAACGAUUUUACAGUGCCAAGGAACCACUCACUCUUGAGCUUAUAAAGGACAGAGUGCUUUUGGUAUUAAGGCUAUAUGAUAAAGUAGAUCCAAAUAAGCUCACCUUGGAUUCCCAUUUUAUGAAUGAUCUCGGUUUGGACUCUCUGGAUCAUGUAGAAGUCAUAAUGGCGAUGGAGGAUGAAUUUGGAUUUGAAAUUCCAGAUUCAGAUGCGGAGAAACUAGUGAGGCCCGCUGAUAUCGUAAGAUACAUUGCGGACAAAGAAGAUGUAUAUGAGUGAAAGUGUUCUUUGCUUACACCGUAUAUAUGUAUAUUGUACCGUAGACUGCCCGCCAGUGAUUGGAUGGAAUUUAGAUUGAAAUUUGAAGAUGCUAGCCAUCACUUUUAAUUUUUGUAAGUUUUUUGUUGCCAGAAGUCACUCAAUAAUUCAGUCACAAACACUGUACAUAAAUAAGUGUUUAGGACAUUUGUGUCAUGGAGGAACAUAUGUGAACUAAGUGUGAUACUUUGUUUGAAUCUGAUCAGGUGUUACUGUUGAAGUAAACUGCCAUUUUGGCUAAAUUCA